Molecule: messenger RNA, 2100 nt
Organism: Gryllus bimaculatus (two-spotted cricket)
Lineage: Eukaryota; Metazoa; Arthropoda; Insecta; Orthoptera; Gryllidae
Source: the annotation of a GenBank genome assembly
AUGUCGCCUAUAAUACUGGGGCCCGCAGCGCACGGCUACGACUACUACUCGGUGGCGAACGGCCUGGCAGCGCUUCAAGUUCAAGGCGGGCGCUGGUGGUGGAGGCGCUGUUUCGUGGGGCUGGCGUGUGGUCGGCCUCAAGGGAUACGGCUACGGCAUCGGCUCGGGCGGCUACGGCCACGCCCAGUCCCAAGUUCGCCCGACACCGCGGCGACUAUCUACGUGCAGGCCUACGACCGGGGACGACUACCAGCUGCCGCGCCCGCGCCGCGCCCGGGCCUGGCACCCUACCGCGCGCGCACCGGCCCCGCCGCGUACGCCGCCCCCGCGCAAGCACGAGGCCGCGGGGGUGACGGCCCGCGCGGGCGAGCAACCCAACACGCUGCAGUGGUUCCUCAAAGGACUUUCUACUUCUUACAUUCAACACUGGCUCGACCAUUACCGCGUCUGCUGCAGCUUCAGCAGCUGAUGUCACAUGUGUGUCACGUUUCAGCUGCUACAAUUACUUCUUCACUGCCUUUUCGCCGAACCAAAACCUUAACUCCUUGUAAUGCAGGUAUAAAUUUGCCUUCAACAACGUGUCCUCUGUCGGCAUUAAAUACCACUGCCCGCUCAGUGCAAUCUGAAGGACCCACAAGGUUCAGACGUGGUGGUGUGAACAACAGAGCACUUGCUGAGGGGACAAAGAUUCUGACCAACAUGGCCACGUUUCAUAUUCUUUUUAAAUGGAAUGGAAUAUCAGAAACAUCUAGCUGUAGUACAAAAGUGACUGAUAAAAAACUGAAGAAGAAAAUGAACACAAAUGGCAAAGAUUACACUCCAAAGCCUUUGGUGGAAGGUGAACCCGUUUCAUUAGAUGAAACUGUUCCACCAGUUGAAGCCAUAUUUGGCGGUCUCUCUGUGUCUGGCAUUUCUUCCUUGUUUAUGGGAAGCGGGGGAUUGAAAUCCAAGAUACAGGCUAGUACUGCGUUCGGUGGUUCUCGUGAUUUAUCGAUUUCUCAGAUGGUAGAAACCAGUUUGCAUGAUCCUGCCGAAUUACUCAAAGUAGAUAGUAAAUUCUCUCUUGUGGAACCAAAAGAAAAAGUCCCGUCACAAUUCCUGCUUCCCAAAUUCCCAUAUUUAAAAUCCCCUCCUGUUCCUAAGAAGCUGCUUGUUCCUCUUACAGAAACUCCGACCUUGUUCCAUUUUGAGCUCCGCAGUUCGACCGAGCCGACGGGGUCGGCGCCGGGGGCGGAAGUGAAGCAGAUUAACGAGCGUUACCUGCGGCGCCUGGAAGAGGCGAAAAACUCGGUGACGAAGAAAUCGUCUGAUAUGGAAACACAGACACCGGUGAUCUUUAUGAGAAAUCAGAAGACACUGGCCCAGCGCUGCGAGAGGAGUAAUAACGAAGCCAACGUUACGACGUACGACAUUUACAAAACGCACAAAUUACUAAAAAAGAUGAAGAAAUCCUGGGCGUCAGCUAAAAUCGUUCAGGAUCCCAUGAAGAUGAAGUUGAAGAAGAAGGACAAGGACAAGGAAGACGGAGGCUACAACGAGAGUCUUACUUCAGAAGGUGGUCCGUCAGGAGAAAGUUCUUUUGUGAGUGCGAAAACUAUCUUUUUGACUUGUGGAGCUGACUUCUGUAUAAGAAUUUGGCAGGAUGGAAUAGGAGAUCCACUAUUUUCUCUUUCUUUGACUGGAUCCCGAGACCCGGUUCUCGACGCAACCUGGAGCCCCGUCAAUGCUAACAUCAUCGCGAGUAUCAGCGGCUCGCAGAUUCACAUAUGGGACAUCAGUCGCAAAAUAUCGGCUCCAGUCUCAACCACCGAUUCGCCCACUCCAAUUACACCUACCCCCCGAUUGUCCACCGUUCGGUUCGAGAAGUCUGGUCGUAAUUUGGUGGUUGGUGAUAUUCGAGGCAGAAUACAUCUCUUCGCUUUGAAGGAGAUGCCCUUUUCACCCUUCUUUCAAGAAGAGGCUCUAGUUCGCUCUGUGACCAAGGCACUUGCCACGAGGCCUGAUUUGUAUAAAGAACUACGAAAAAAUUAUCCCUUGUUUGAAGAGCUUGCAGAGACCAAGAAGUACAACAGUCGUUUGAAUGAGGAACAUGUUCGUUAG